This is a messenger RNA of Malaclemys terrapin pileata, 7591 nucleotides long. RefSeq names its product seizure related 6 homolog (gene SEZ6). The record is from RefSeq and is a predicted model, not a curated record. NCBI's taxonomy places the organism in Eukaryota, Metazoa, Chordata, Testudines, Emydidae. Gene Ontology annotation, cellular component: dendritic shaft; neuronal cell body; dendritic spine. Bases 49 to 3216 code for a protein of 1055 amino acids. Gene Ontology annotation, biological process: regulation of dendrite development; synapse maturation. The transcript has 17 exons.
GCAGCUGAGCGCGGGGAGCGCGGAUUGCAGCCGCGCCGAGCCCCGGCCAUGGGCGCCGCGCCGGGGGCUCCCGCCCGCGGGCUCGCCGGCUGCCUGCUGCUGCUCGCCGCGCUGCUCCAGGGCCAGGCUCGAGACUUUGCCUCGGAGGAGCCGAACAUGGUGGGCCGGAAGGCAGCGGGGAGCUCUGAGGCUGAGGGGGACCAGACGGUGCCCCCCACUCCGGACGAGCUGGAGGGCGAGGUCCGCUUUGUCACCACAGCCCCCACGCUGACGCUGCUCAACCAUCACCCCCUGCUGGAGGAGUUCCUGCACGAGGCCCUGGCGAAGAAGGACUAUCUGAGGCAGGUGCCCUUCCUCACGUGGGGCCUGGGGGGGCCAGGCCCGGUCAUGCCUGACGUGCCAGGGCGGAUCACCCAGACCCCCAGAGCCAACCUGCCAAACCAAGAUGACCUUCCGGUGUUUUCUGACCUGACCACAUCCCUCACUGUGCCAGCCACGGCCCCCGUGACCAUGACCAGCACCACGGCCCUGGUGGGAGAGAAGGCCAAGGCCAGAGACACAGAGAGGACCCCAGAAAUGGUCAAGCCAGCGUUCACCGCCGAGCUGCUGACCACGGCUGCAGGCCACAUGGCGUCAUGGGCAGAUCCCCGGCCAGCCGGCCCCGAGAGCAACUCUGCCUCUGUCCCCACGGAGCCUCCCAUUACCCCCGCGCCUGCCAUCUCCCAGGCCGCCCUACCCAACCCGGGUCAAGCCACCACCACCAUGGUGACCAGCAACACCCCGACCGCCAUCACCCCCACAGCCCGAUUUGUCUCACCGCGGGCACCCAGCCCAGUGCUGCCAAGGGCCAAGGAUCCCGGGAUGGAGGCUGCCACCACAGCCACGGUUUCUGGGGACGACGAGGAAACCACCACAACCACCAUCAUCACCACAACCACCAUCACCACGGUGCAGGUGCCAGCUCCGUGCAACUGGAACCUCACGGGCCCCGAGGGCUCCUUGGAGUCUCCGGAGCCGGUCAGUUCACCCUACGACAGCCUGGACUGCACCUACACCAUCUCCGGGUACCCUGGCUACGGCGUGGAGAUCAAGGUCCUGAACAUCAGCCUGUUGGAAGGGGAGACGGUCGCCAUGGAGACCUUCGGGGGCGCAGAGCCUGUCGUCCUGGCCAACGAAACCUUCCUCAUGAGGGGCCAGGUGAUCCGCAGCCCGACCAAUCGGGUCAGCGUGCGGUUCCGGAGCCCCCAGCCCUCCAGCCCUGGCACCUUCCGCUUCCGCUUCCAAGCCUAUCUGCUGAGCUGCAGCUUCCCCUCCCGACCGGCCUACGGCGAUGUCUCCGUCACCAGCCUGCACCCUGGGGGCAGCGCCCACUUCUACUGCGCCACGGGGUACCAGCUGCAGGGCCCGCCUGCGCUCACCUGCCUCAACGCCACCCGGCCCUUCUGGAGCAGCCGGGAGCCCGUCUGUGUGGCGGCCUGCGGGGGGGUGAUCAGAAAUGCCACCAUCGGACGCAUCAUCUCGCCCGGUUUCCCAGGCAACUACAGCAACAACCUGACUUGCCACUGGCUGCUGGAGGCCCCAGAGGGCCAGCGCCUGCACCUGCACUUUGAGAAGGUCUCGCUGGCUGAGGAUGAUGACAGGCUCAUCAUCCGGAACGGGAAGGACAUUGAGGCACCGCCGGUGUACGACUCGUACGAGGUGGAGUACCUGCCCAUCGAGGGGCUGCUCAGCACUGCUCGCCACUUCUUCCUCGAGCUCACCACCGACAGCAGCGGCGCCUCCGCCGGCGUGGCGCUCCGCUACGAAGCCUUCGAGCAGGGGCACUGCUAUGAGCCCUUCGUCAAGUACGGGAACUUCACCACCAGCGACGCCACCUAUGCCGUGGGCACCAGCGUGGAGUUCAGCUGCGACCCCGGCUACACCCUGGAGCAGGGUUCCAUCAUCAUUGAGUGCGUGGACCCCAGCGACCCCCAGUGGAACGAGACGGAGCCGGCGUGCCGAGCUGUGUGCAGCGGGGAGAUCACAGACUCGGCGGGCGUGGUGCUGUCCCCCAACUGGCCGGAGGCCUAUGGCAAGGGCCAGGACUGCAUCUGGGGCCUGCACGUGGAGGAGGACAAGCGCAUCAUGCUGGACGUCCAAGUGCUGCGCAUCGGGAAGGGCGACGUCCUCACGUUCUACGAUGGGGAUGACCUGACGGCCCGGAUCCUGGGCCAGUACACGGGCGCCCACCGCCGCUUCAAGCUCUACACGGCCAUGGCCGACGUCACCAUCCAGUUCCAGUCGGACCCCGGCGGCGCUGUCUUCGGCUACCAGCAGGGCUUCGUCAUCCACUUCUUCGAGGUUCCACGCAACGACACGUGCCCCGAGCUGCCCGAGAUUCCCAACGGCUGGAAGACCACGUCCCACCCCGAGCUGAUCCACGGCACCAUGGUGAACUACCACUGCUACCCCGGCUUUGAGCUCGUGGGCACGGACCUGCUCAUGUGCCACUGGGACCUGACCUGGAGUGGGGACCUGCCCACCUGUGAGAGAGUGACCGCCUGCAAGGACCCCGGGGACGUGAACCACAGCCGCAGGAUCAUCUCCAGCUCCAAGUUCCCCGUGGGCUCCACCGUGCAGUUCGUCUGCGACAAGGGCUACGUCCUGACGGGGGGCGGCCUGCUGACCUGCCGGGACCGCCAGGCCGGGGGCCCCAAGUGGAGCGACCGCCUCCCCAAGUGCACCCCGGAAGUAUAUGAGCCUUGCCACAACCCGGGCGCCCCAGAGCACGGCGUCCAGACCCCGGAGAAGAGGCUGUACCAGGCGGGGGCCACCCUGCGCUUCUCAUGUGCCACGGGCUACGUGCUGCAGGGGGAGGGGAGCCUCCGCUGUGUGCCCGGCCACCCCUCGCAGUGGAACAGCUCUCCCCCCAUCUGCAAGGCCGUUGCUUACGAUGAAUUUUACAGCAACCGCAACCUGGACGUCGCAAAGGUCUCGCCCUCGGGGAACCCGCAGGAGGGCCCCAACAUUGCCAUCGCCAUCUUCCUGCCAGUGCUGGUCGUAGCGCUGCUCAUUGGAGGCAUUUACCUCUACUUCUCCAAGCUCCAGGGGAAACCGUCCCUGCAGCUGCCCCUGUCUGGUUCUCACCCCUACGAUCACAUCACCGUGGAAUCGGCCUUUGACAACACCGCCUACGAGACAGGAUCUGUUUCCUUUCCAGGACACGAGGGAAUAUGAAGUUUCCAUCUAGGCCGAGCUGAGCUGAGCCGAGCCGGGAGAAGGGGCCGCCCCAGCAGCACUGUCCUCGGCCCCCCAUGCCGACGGGCCCCUCCGGACACCCCGCCGGCGUCCUGCGGGAAGGGACUGUAAAUAUUGUCCCCAAGAGACUCUGCCCAAGCGCUUUCCAGGAGGAGCCAGCGGCCCAGCUCCCCUCCCCGGCCUGGCCCCUUCCUGCCGGCGCUGCCCUGCCCAGCCCCAGCCCCCAGCCCAGCAGGGUCUGUGCACAGAGAAACUGGGAGGCUCUGGGCUCCAUGUGGGUGUGAUGGGCCCUGGACUCUCUGUCACGCCGCAUGGAGCUGUGCACAGGACCUGCCAGGCCAGGCCAGAGCCAACCACACGGCCUCCUGCUCCUGCCCACAGCGACCAGGGAUAACACCGUGCCCGUGGGGCUGGGCUCUGCAGUCUCCCUCCCAUCGCCAGCCUGGCCCAGCCCAGAGCAGGGGAAAGGGAGCCAAGGAGACGCUUUAUUCCCACGAACCUGUUCAGCCCCUCGUGUCCCAGGUGCUGAGCUGUAGCUCGUGGGGUCUGAACCGGGCCCUGCGUACUCCAGGUGUGAGGAGCCUGCUGCCGAGUUGGCUCCAGGGCUUCAGCUUCACUCUCAGCCGGGAGGAUUCUUGCCCUCGUGCUUGUGGAAAAUCUGACCCGAGUGUCAGCGCCGCAGCAUCGCCUGCCUGAGUGUGCAGCCAGCCUGAGGCAGCCGCAUGCAGAGCUGUGCGCUGCCCCAUGGACUCUGCCAAUCUGCAGCCGUGGACUCCCCCGUGUCCCAGGACAGGCCAAUGUCAGUAUGCAUGCCAUGGAAUUGGACGUUUUGCAGUCGCUGUCUCCUGCUCCUCAGCCGGGGAGUGACUGGAUUCCAGCACCUGCUCCCCGUACCGCUCCCUGGAGCCAGAGCCGAAUCCUGCCUGCAGCCAGGGAGCUGGGGCAGCUGGCCAGCCGGGAUAACAGUGCAGUCUGGGGAGCCAGGGAGAUGAGCUGCUGAAGCCAAAUGCAAGUUUGCCCUCCUCUGGCACCUACUGGAUGGUGCAGGAGAAGGAGGCUCUGAGCCUGGCUCAUGGGAGCAAAACACCCAGCCCUGGAACUACUCAGAGACACAUUGUACCUCGAUGAGUGUUUGCAACUCCCCACCCUCCCUCUGUGUGUGUAGCAGGGGUAGCAGAAUGCAGGGCAUUUCAGUGGCUCGUGGUCGUAGGCUAGAGGAAUGCUGGCAUGGCACUGUGCCCUGAAUAUCAAGCACUGCAUCUCGCUGUGUGAGACACCUAAGUCACCCGCCAGUAACACAGCCCUGCCCCUGCUGCCAGCCUCCAGGGCCAGUGUAAAAACGACAUUCACAUUAGAAUUCUGUAAAAUCAACCUGGUAGUAAUAGGUCUGCAAAUGUCACUGUAGGUGGGGAAUCGUCAUCAAACAGGUGUGUGUCCCGGGGGGCAGUUCACGGCCCUGUGCUAUUUAACAUCAUCAGUAGAAAACACCAAAUCAUCACCGAUAAAGUUUGCAGAUGACACACAACGGGGGGUGUGGUACACAAUGAAGAGGCCAGGUCACUGCUAAGAGCAAUACGGAUUGCUUGGUAAACUGUGUUUGAAUCCUGCUAAAUGUCAAUGUGGAGGAGCAGAGACUGCAGGCUGUGUUACAGGCUGGAGGACUUGUCAUGCCAAGCAGAGACUGCAAAAAGCUUUUCCCUCUGUGUGUGGCACUGGCGCAACCGCUGCUGGGAUCCUGGUCCAGUUCUGGGGUCCACAAGUCAAGGAGGGUGUUAAAUUGGGGAGGGCUCAGAGAAGAGCCCCGAGAACGAGGAACGGGUUAGAAAACCUGCCUUCUAGUGAGAGACUCCAAGAGCUCCGACUCUGUAGCUUAGCAAAGAGAAGGUUCUGGGUGACUUGAGCCCAGUCUACAGGUAUCUACAAGAAGAACAAACAUUUGAUAGUGCGCUGGCUCUUCCAUCUAGCGGAGAAGGGUCUAACCCGGCCAGCGGCUGGAAGCUGAAGCUAAGCAGUUCACACUGGCACAAGUAAGGUGGAAAUUGUUAGCAGUGAGAGGAAUUCCCAUUGGAACAACUGACCCAGAGCUGGGGUGGAUUCUCCGUCACUGACCAUUUUAAAAUCAGGACGGGCUGUUUUUCUAACAGUUCUGCCCAAGGGAUUACUGGGGCGGGUCUCAGGCCUGUGCUGUACGGGGCUCAGGCUGGGUGGUCACAAGGGACCCUUGUGGCCUUGGGAUCUAGGAGAAAGCCCGAAGGGCAGGGCCCAGACUCCCCCGCACUCCCUUUGCAUGAGCAGCAGCAGGCCUGCAUCUUCCCGCAGGGUGCAACAAGCUGCCAUUGCAGUGGGGUUCGUGGGAGAACUACAUGGCUUAGAGUGGGGGCAUCCCCAGCCCAGGGAGCAAGCCCCCUCCCCCCCGGUUUAAAGGGGUGCUCCUGAGCCAAACAGGCAGAUUCCAGUGGCCCUGGCUAGGGCCCAGCCUGGACAGAGAUGGCUCCCAGCACAGUGCAGCGUGUUCAGAUGCAGGCCAUGAGGAGGUGCUGGCCAUCCCCUGGGUACAGCGGCUGCAGUGUUCCUGCCAUGCAGGUCAGAGACGAAGUGGUGGUAAGAUGGGCCUGGGCCAAGGACCCGGCCCCUGGGGCAGAGACAGCUCUAACGUGCUCUGGCCUAGCUGCCCCAUGGUCUGGGGAGGGCAUAAAGCAGCUAAUGCUGACCAGCAAGGGGGUGGCCCAGGCAGGGUUGAGUGGGCAAGCACAGGGCACGGUCUCUUGGCCUGGCACAGAGAGAGACGGGGGGGUCUUGCACUCUAUGGGAGCCGCAGGACUACAAUGCAACACCAGGCUCAGGGCCUGCAGAAGGGGCAGCAGCGACCCCAGGCUGCGGCUCAGCCCCAUGGCCGAGUCUCAUUGAGGGGAGCCCCCGGCUGCCCAGGGGGCACUGGAGGAGGAUGGGCCCAAGCUAAGUUCAAGCUUCCCCCAGGUUGUCAGUGGCGGGCAGCAUGAUACCCUCCUGCCCAGACCCAGAGGGGGCGUGUGAUUCCAGGGGCUCAGGAACGGGCUGGGAACCAACAGCCCCACCCUGAAGUGGCACCUCCAGGUGGCUGGGCUCCACCCUUGGCGCUGGUCUGCCAGCCCCUGUCAGGUCACACUGCUUCACCUGCUCACCCCAGCGCCUGCCCCAACCUAGAGAGGCUGGGGACAGGCACAACGAGGGCAGGUCACACAGCUCCACGGGCAGCCAUCCUGCCUGGGCGUGACUCCUGCCCUGCGGGCUUCGGGGCACCUUGAUUAGCCCCUGUGAGGCAGCCUGAGGGACCCCCACAACCUGCCCCUAAGCCCCCAGGACGGUGAACUCCAGCCCCACAUGUCUGGUCACUUGCCCAUUGCCUGGCUCUGGGCAGGGCUGCCUGGGGCAUGGGAAGCAGUGAGGGCAGGCGAGUAUCGAGCUCCCUAGAGCCAGCUCACACCCCUGUCAGUUCGCCAGGCUCUGGCUGUGCACAACCAGCCCUGGGCUCCGCCAGCCACUGCCAGCGUUCUUCCAGCCAAAUGCCCGGCAGGAGGCAGAUGGGGGGGGGUGGACACCGGCUCGGUCACAUGUGGCCCAAAGAGACCCCUGGUGAGUUGUGUGCGUGGGCUGGGUCAGGAGGCUGGGGCAGGGAGACAUUUUCUCCCACCCAGGUGCACCUGCCCAGGGCCCCUGCGCUCAAGAUGCCAUUCUCCCUGAGGUGGUGGCCACCAGCUCCAGCCUGCAGCCAGAAUCCUCCUGGCCCCCCGGGCGUCUAGCCCAGCCCACCCCCCUCUGCCUCUCGGGCCCUUCUGAAUGGCUGUCCCACUGCUGCAGAGAGCCUAGCGUGGCACCAGGACGGGAGUGAGUGUUUGGCUGCAGCGGCUGCUUCCCAGAGAGCCCUGAUGGGGCUUUGAGAGAGACGCCAGCCCAAGCGGCUCCCAGCCCGCGUUUGCCAGGGCCCCUUGCCCUCGCCCGCCAGCCCAGCCACGGCACCUGCCAGGCUGUUCUCUGUGAGAAGGGAGUGAGAAGCAGCAGGCUGGGCUGCGGAGACGGACAGGACGGGGCAUCCCACCAGCAAGGGGCACCGGUGCUGGAGGGACAGGGAGCUCUGCACGGUCUCCAUGAGGGGCAAGAGUUGCUUGUGCAGGGCAGUGAGGAAAGGGGGGCUUAGUGCUGCUGCCCCCCGACCCAGCCGGAGCCCCUGGGCCUGGCAAGCCCCAGCCUGGGCUGGAAGCUUUUCCCGUGUAAAAUGUCAUGGACAGUCACAGCUUUCAGCCGCUGGUCCGUUUUGGGGAGAAGAGCCAGGCUUUUCUUUCAGUUGUUUCCUUAAUAAACUGGUGUUUUAGAAGAA